AUGUCUCACAUCACCAAUAACAGAGCUGCAUUUAUCACUGGCAAGGGAAUACGGCCUCUGGAAGUUGGCCCAGGGCCCGUGCCAAACCCUGCUAAGAACGAGGUUGUUAUCAAGGUGGCCUAUGUGGCUAUAAAUCCAGUCGAUGCCAUAACUCAAGAUAAACCGUCUGUGGAGCUUUCCUACCCAACCCCAAUCGGAGAAGACGUGUCCGGCACAGUUGUUGCUCUCGGCUCAGAUGUGACUCAAUUCACACUCGGCCAGCGUGUGACCGGGCACUGCGAUGGCCUUCUCUCAAGGAAACCAACCAACAUGGCCUUCCAGCUGUAUGCAACUUGUCUGGAGGUUCUAGUUUCCUCUAUUCCGGAUUCGGUGCCCUUGGUUAACGCGGCUGUGCUUCCUCUUGCUGUGUCUACGGCUUCAACGGGAUUGUUCUCCGUGCUCAAAUUGCCUUUCCCAACGAUUAGCCCGGAGCCUACUGGGCGCACGGUCCUUAUUUGGGGAGGCAGUUCAUCCGUUGGAUCUUGCGCUAUUCAAUUGGCGCUCGCUGCCGGCUUCAAUGUCGCUGCCACAGCCAGUGCGAAGAAUCAUGAGUAUGUGAGGAGUUUGGGCGCACAGCAUGUCUUUGAUUACAAUGAUGCGGACGUUGUUGACAAGGUCACGGCUUUCUUGAAGGAAGGGGAUCUUGUUUUUGACUGCAUUGGAACUCAGGAUGUCAUGGGUGCCUGUGGUGGAAUUUUGAGUAAGAUCGGAGGUGGGAAGCUUCCGACUGUGCGAUACCCUGAGCCGAGCACGUAUGACAACGUGACAAAUUCAUUCGUCAUGGGUCUCACUCCGGGCCUUGUCGACACGUCCAUCGGCGUCGCCGUUUGGCACAAGUACCUACCAGAAGCUCUCAAAGGGGGCAAGUUUCAGGCGAAACCAGAGCCAUUUGUUAUCGAAGGUGGCCUCGAGAAGAUACAGGAGGGUAUUGACAUGAUCAAAAAGGGCGUUUCUGCGACGAAGAUUGUGGUCGAAAUUGCGAAGUCUGCAUAA
Messenger RNA from Talaromyces atroroseus, 1032 nucleotides. RefSeq lists its product as hypothetical. Bases 1 to 1032 code for a protein of 343 amino acids. The transcript has 3 exons. NCBI's taxonomy places the organism in Eukaryota, Fungi, Ascomycota, Eurotiomycetes, Eurotiales, Trichocomaceae. Gene Ontology annotation, molecular function: oxidoreductase activity, acting on NAD(P)H. The record is from RefSeq and is a predicted model, not a curated record.